AUGCAGCAAGCAGAUGAUAACGUUAUUUCUACAACGUUUCCUUUGGUCCCAUUAACUUCACAACAAAUAAGAGAAACACAACUUCCAUUAAGUUUGGUUAUUAGACCAUUUUUACAUGAGGUGCAACAAAUUCCAAUGCAAUUAUUAAGAAUUCCUAAAUGUAAAAUAUGUUCUGCAUAUUUUUCACCAUUAACCCACUGGAUUUGUCCACAUUCAAGGUAUUAUUGUUGUGUUUGUCAUCAAAUAGUUGCAGACCAACCACGGAGGUUUAUUGAUUGUGAUAGAAACAAAGAGAUAAUUCCAGAGUUAAAUAAUAAUUGUGUUGAAUAUUCAGGAGCUCGAAUAAAAGAAGAAACUAAUUUUACAAAUAUAUUAAUUAUUGAUCAGUGCAUUGUUAAGGAUAUGCAACCAUUUAUACAAACAAUUAAAAAUUCAUUUACUAUUUUAAUAUGUUCUAAUACUAUAUCAACUAUUGUUAAAGGAACAAAUGGAUAUACAGAAAAAAUCUUUUUAAAUUUAACUGAAGAUGAUAUCAUGCAAUUGUGUCCAAUUUAUUCUCAUACCAAAGCAUAUAAAAUUGGAGAGUGGUGUAAAAAUUAUAAAGGAAACGUUUUUAAAGGUAAUUAUUUAAUUGAAGAAUGUUUAACUAUUGCAUCAAAAAUUAUUGGAAAAUAUGGAGUUAUUCAAUGUUUUCAUUCUCUUAACUAUGAGUACAUGAAAUCAAAAUGUAAUAAAGAUCAAAUGAAAGACUUUGGAAUUGAUUGUAUGAAAAACGCAAUAAUGAUAAAUCAUUAUUUAAUUGGAGUGAAAAAUACUAUUGAUUGUUCUCUUUUAAGAAUUCAAUCAAAAUUAACAAAUGGAACUUUUAUAUCAAAUACGUUAAUAGAUUCUUGUUUUAUUGAAAAAGUUAAUAGAACUAUAGUUGGAUAUAAUGGAAAUAUAAGAAUAAGAACUCCUGAUAAUAUUGAUGUAAUAAAAGCAUUUGGUUGUGUUGUAGGAGAUAGUUUUGGGGAUUGUAAAGUUGGAGUAUUAACAAAAGACCUUACUGUAAUAUUUAAAUUAAAAGAAUUAGAAGAAAUGGUUAAAAUAAAACAUCAAUAUCAAGUUAUUGUUACUUACAUUGGUAUUAAUGGAACAAAAAGAAUAAGAGUUUUAAAUUUAGGAAUAACUGUUGCCCCACAUAUUUUGGAUGCAAUAAAAUCUGUUCAACCUCAAAUGGUUAUAUUAACAAUGGUUAACUCAAUGGCAAAUGACUAUUCUAAUGGAAUAAAUAAAAAAGAUAUUUUAAAGAAAUAUACUGAUAGGUUGGUUACUUUUCUAUCAUACAUGGGAAAAAAUCAACCAUUUUCACAAUUCUUUCAUGUCCUUUUUAAAAAAUUUAUGGAAGUUGAAGGAGUUCAAGAACAAGAACUCAUUUUUUCAAUGGAAAAAGUUCAUAGAAAUGUUAUUACAACACUCGUUCCAAAAAUUGUAAUUGUAAAACCUCCAAAUCAGUUCUUAAUUAUUAGUAAUGAAAUUUUAGUAGUAAAUUGUGAAUUAAUGUCUUUUUAUGCUAAAGAAUUAAAAAAGAAGUUUGGUGUUCAAGCUAUUGAAAAAUCUUGGCAAUUAAAAUUAACUUUUAUUGAAUCAGUACUUCACCAAGCAGAUAAUUAUCAAACCUAUUUCAAUUAUCUAAUGUCUUUGACUUAA
This is a messenger RNA of Entamoeba dispar SAW760, 1689 nucleotides long. RefSeq lists its product as uncharacterized. Lineage: Eukaryota; Evosea; Mastigamoebida; Endamoebidae. The transcript is spliced from 2 exons. Gene Ontology annotation, cellular component: COPII vesicle coat; endoplasmic reticulum exit site. Gene Ontology annotation, molecular function: zinc ion binding; SNARE binding. The record is from RefSeq and is a predicted model, not a curated record. The coding region runs from base 1 to 1689 and encodes 562 amino acids. Gene Ontology annotation, biological process: intracellular protein transport; COPII-coated vesicle cargo loading; endoplasmic reticulum to Golgi vesicle-mediated transport.